Cryptococcus amylolentus CBS 6039 is the source of this 405-nucleotide messenger RNA. RefSeq lists its product as hypothetical. NCBI's taxonomy places the organism in Eukaryota, Fungi, Basidiomycota, Tremellomycetes, Tremellales, Cryptococcaceae. The record is from RefSeq and is a predicted model, not a curated record. The transcript is spliced from 4 exons. The coding region runs from base 1 to 405 and encodes 134 amino acids.
AUGCUGUUCCAUCUGUCGGCCCUCUCCAUCAUCUUGGCUGUCGCCUUUUUGGUGGUAUACUACCGAGCUCGCCUUAUGCCCCUUGCUGCCCGCGUACUCCCAUCAGCCUGGGUCGACAACAUUGUUCAUUACACUCCCCUUGAGACCAGCUCUUUCGCAGACCAGGCCGAGGCGGGGAUGACUUCGGGCAGCUUUGAUGUGGAGUCGAACAAUAUGGGGGAGGGGAGUAGUGAAGGAAGGUUGGGAUUAGAUGCUGCUGGAGUGGAGGAGGUCAGGAGGAUCAUGGCCAUUGAAAGGUGCACAUUUGACAGGGCGAGACUGAUCAGGCAUAACCGUCAUUUGGCCAAGAACGGAAUUGCUCCUGAUGGUACACCCCUGGACAGGAAGGCCAUCACCCAUCUCUGA